Durusdinium trenchii is the source of this 2737-nucleotide messenger RNA. NCBI's taxonomy places the organism in Eukaryota, Dinophyceae, Suessiales, Symbiodiniaceae. The record is from the annotation of a GenBank genome assembly.
UCGCCUCUUUCCAUUCGGACUCCGUUUUUGUGCCAGUGCAUCUUGACUGUUCACCAACGAAAGCGAAGUCUCGUCCGCCAUGGACCGCGAGAGCUUUGCCAAUUACUUGGACAGCAGUUGGUUGGACUUCCGGCAGCGCUUGUUGGCGGUGUAUCCGGAGAGCUCUGGAGGCUUCGAACACAAUGGCAGGCUCAUCAGCACAGGGUCCUCGGAUGACAACGAAGUGGGUGGUGCAAUGAUGCGCAAUCUUGAUGGCACUCCUGUAGUCCUCAAGCAGGAGUAUGAAAAUGCAGGGUUCCUUACCAGCAACGGCAGCAACCUGAGCUGCAUGAGUCUGAGUGAGGACGAGCAGGAACCGACCACCAGCGAAGGUGCGAGGAACCAAGACAGCAGUCAUCUCAUCAAUAGCGCUUUGGCGGACUUCACGGCCAAAGAGGUGGAGUCCGUCCGGAACCGCCUGAGACUUCGAUUGGGAGCUGUCUCAUCCAACCACCUCGUUUCAGGAAAGAGCUUGCUGGAAGCGGUGCAAUCAUUGGGCUUGACGAAAUACUCUGAGGAAGAUAUGAAUGGUAUGGUCAACCAGCUGGCUGAUUUCAUCAACUUGCGAUUUGAAGCACCCAGAAAGAAGCGAAACAGCGGCAUCUCCAACGGCAUCGUCAAUGGGCUCUUCAAGCAGCCGAACCCGAAAGAACUGGGGAAGCCCAUUUGGGAAUACCCGCAGGACGUCAUCCCGCAGAAGCGGACGAGCAGUGUCAGUGUGUCGGUCUCCAGGACGGUGCUGCAACGCUCCGAAAGUUCCAUGCGUUCGAAAGGGCAGUACAAUGUGGUGCCUGCCCGAGCUUUGGUGGAUUGCUUCCUGGCUGAUGAUGAAGAGGCGAUGAAAAAGAUCUUCACUGCCAAGUACAUCAACCAGUACUUGUCGAUGCGCGAGAUCUUGUUGGCUGGUGAUACUAAUCGCUUGGUGGCGGAGCUGACUUUCGUCCGAAUCAAUGAUUUAGCAGCGCCUCCUGAGCCGGUACAUCCACUGACCUAUAUCGAGCCCAUUGUCGCAUUGCUGAUUGUUGGGAAUGGCGUCAUGAUUGGCUUUCAGACAGACCCAUGCUGCGAAGAUCUGUCAGUCUGGCCUUACAUCGAACUGGCUUUUGCGCUGCUCCUUGUCAUCGAGAUCCUUUUGCGAGUGCAUUUGCUACGCUGUCGCCAAUACUGGUGUGGGCAGGACAAGUUUUGGAACUGGUUCGAUCUCUUUCUGGUGGGGGUGGGCAUAGCAGACUUGACCCUACAAUGGGUCGGCACCGAGUCGGACGUGCAAGGGACGUCUCUCUUACGGUUUUGUCGACUCAUCCGCCUGGUGCGCAUCGUCAAGGUCUUCCGGAUCCGCGUGAUGCGAGAUUUGCGCUUGAUGGUCAAAGGACUCAUCGCAGGCAUUCGCACGCUUUGCUUAGCCUUCAUUCUGCUUUUCACCGUUUUAUACGUCAUCUCCGGCUUCGCCACCAUGACGAUCGGAAACAAUCCCAAAGCUGAAGCCUUGGAUGUAGACAAAUACUUCAAGAACAUCCCAGCCUCCAUGUUCACCGCCUUCCGGUGCUUUACCGGAGAAUGCGUCAAUCGGGAAGGUCAACCUAUCCAUGAGAUGUUGGCUGAAGCCUUCCAGUUGCCUUUCAUCAUUGGCUAUGUGGCCUGCUACAUGUUGGUGACCAUGGGAAUCUUCAACGUCAUCCUCGCGGUCUAUGUCGACAUCACGAUGAAAGCAGCCAAAGAGAAUGACGCUGUGACGGCGGAGCAGUAUGCCAGAGAAUCUAUCAGGAUUGCUCGAACCACCCGCGAGUUGCUCAAGAAGUUCUCCCUGGCACAUCAUGUGUACCAUGUCAAUGACGGAGAGGAAAGGGAGGAGGAAGAUUGGGAAGAUUCAACCAAAGCCAAGCUGGCCAAGAUGAAGACAACCAAUGUGUUCGCAGAAGAUGGGGGCCACGACAAGAUCGCCAUCACCAAGGAGCUCUUCCUCCUGGUUGUGCAGGACCCAUCCGUGCAGGCAUUGAUGGAUGAAUUGGAUUUGCCACCGGACCGUGCCAACCUCUUCGAAAUUAUCGAUGCGGAUGGUUCAGGAACUUUGCAGAUCACUGAACUCCUCCACGGUUUGCUGAAGAUUCGCGGUGAGAUCAACAAGAGCGACGCAGUGGCCUCUCUCCUCGCCACGCGCGCCGUGCAGAACCAGGUGCAGGAGUUCGAGGAGAAGGUCGCAGAGGACUUAGAACAGAUCAGAGCUCAGAUGACGCAGCUAGCGCAACGAGAGAGAUUCCCUUUCCGCAUGUCCAACAACAGUGUUCAGAGACAAUCGCCGAAAGCCAUGAAGCCAAAAAAGAGCCCCAGGCUGAACGACGAUGCGCGGCCGCCGAGCCGCCCGGAGUCGCCCAGCGCCGUGGGCCGUGGGCCGCCGCUGCCGCCGCUCCAUGGCGACGGGCCGUUGCAGAAGGUCGCAGCGUCGGGUGUGGCGAUGCCUUUUCAAAGUCCGCUGAAGCUUCCGCAGAAGCCCCAUGUCAUUGAAGUGGAAGAUGCACCUCCUUGUGGUUAGGCGCCCGAGCAGCAACAAAUAGCGGAGAAUCUGCAAGUGUGAGCUGCAUUCUUUCGAUUUGUGACAAACUGCUACGCGGCAUGUCAGCCGAGCAGGUAAUUGACAAACUGCUACGCGGCAUGUCAGCCGAGCAGGUAAUGGAGGAGGUUUGUCAAGAAGGUUAUGGGC